This is a messenger RNA of Hippocampus zosterae (dwarf seahorse), 3617 nucleotides long. It is a transcript of the gene sgca, whose product is annotated as sarcoglycan, alpha. The transcript is spliced from 11 exons. The record is from RefSeq and is a predicted model, not a curated record. NCBI's taxonomy places the organism in Eukaryota, Metazoa, Chordata, Actinopteri, Syngnathiformes, Syngnathidae. Gene Ontology annotation, cellular component: sarcoglycan complex; membrane. The coding region runs from base 106 to 1290 and encodes 394 amino acids. Gene Ontology annotation, molecular function: calcium ion binding.
UGUGCCGCCUGUCUGGAUGUCAUUGGGAGGCAGGAGUGACCAAAAUAACCCUGGCCAAUCUUUCUUACUGUGCACUUGCAGCUGUCAGUCACAGGCCAAAACAAGAUGGCAGGGUGCAGGAGCUGGUUUCUCUUUUUAACAGUUGUGAGCGUGGCUCACGCGGAGAUCAAAUUCAACAUCCCGGCAGGGAGGUUUUUCUCCUACGAGUUGAUGAGGGAGACGUUCCAGAGUGACUUUGAGCCACUGUCUCAGCUCUACCUGGGGCACCUGUAUGACGACCCGAUGGUGUUCAAGUGCAACAAGCAGUAUUUCCCAGAUCUUCCAGAGUGGCUGCGCUUCACCCAGAGGCACCCCUACGACAACGCCUUUCUCUACGGGACCCCAACAUCUCCCGGGAAGAGUGUCAUCGAGAUUUACGCCAUCAACAAGCGAAGCUACGAAACCACCAGGCAGAUUCUCGUCCUUAACGUGAUUGCAGCCAAGAGCCCACCCUAUCAAGCUGAGUUUUUCAUCAACCUGCGGGAGAUUGAGAAGGUGCUGCCCCCUACUGUCCAGGAUGAGAUCAAGCAGGACCUGCAGAAGUUAUGGGACACGGAGGCCUUGGACAUUGUCAACAUUUCCAAUGCUCUGGACCGUGGCGGCCGCGUGCCGCUCCCGCUGGCGGGACACUUUGAAGGCGUGUACGUGAAGGCCGGAUCGGAGCAGAACUUCUCUGCCUGCCUCCUGCAGGCACAGACGCCGGAGCAUCAGCGGCAGUGUGCGACGGGUGCCAAAGUCAAGGUUCCCGGGGAGUGCAACUUCUGCAGCAUCCCCAGCAACUGUAUCAGCUGGUGCAGCACUGAGCUGUUCGAUCUGUCUCAACUGGAAGCAACCUUGCCGGCUCCCACCUUGGGCUCAGGCGUGCUGGAAGCUGGUGAAAACUUUGAACCACUGGAGUCCCCCGAGGACCGGGACUUUUUGCCGGACUACAUCGUGACUGUCAUUGUGCCGCUGGUGCUGGCCCUCAUCCUGUGUCUGCUGCUCUCCUACAUCAUGUGUGGACGUCGCGAAGGCGUUGACAAGAGGAAUGCAAAAACAAACCAGAUCCAGCUGUAUCACCACCACACCAUUUUGGACAACACUGAUGAGCUGAGGAACAUGGCGAACCACCGAGGUGUCCCACCGCCGCGCUCCACGUUGCCAAUGUUCGACAGCCGCACAGGAGCCCAGGCCACGCCCCCCGACAGUCCCCGCGUGCCCCUCAUCAUGGCUCAGCACGACCCCAACGUCGACACGUUGCCAAGGAAAUAAGAGCGCUGACGGUGUGGCGUUCCACGAGGAAAAAAUCUGUUGUGUGCUCUUUGCAUUUGUGAGUGUUUAUCUCUCUAAACGUCAAUCUGUCAUUUUAUACAUUUGUUACAAUAUUAGGAAUAAUACAAAGUUGAUAUGCUCUGUUCUGACAUUUUGACCAUUUACAAAUUAGAGUGUUGUAGGGUAUCUUGAAUUGAGUUGAAAAACAAAGUAAUAGUAUAAUUCAUAGUUUUAUCCUGUGUCCCGUCAUCUAGGUGGGUCCAUAUUAUUUUUCAAUGUAUUUUUGGACUUGGUACUGGCUCGAACAGUUAACAUCCAUCCAUCCAGUAUCUGAGCCGCUUAUCCUCGCGAGGGUCACAGGCAUGCUGGUGCCUAUCUCAGCUGUCGUUGGCCUGUAGGCAGGGUACAUUCUGAACUGGUUGCCAGCCAAUCGCAAGGCACACGUAGACGAACAGCCAGCUGGGAUAGGCUCCUGUUCACCUCCGACUCUAGUAAGGAUAAGCAGUCUAGAAGAUAAAAGGAUGGAAGUUAAUAUGCACAUAAUAAGAUAUACAAGCUCCUUAUUGUAUGUUCAAUUUACCCCGACCGCGUAUUGAGCUUACAGUCCACUUGUUGACGCCUGAGUAGCUUCUAAUUUUGACACUGCCAGGUCCAAAGGGUUUAAGAAAUAAAGUGCUGUGUGUUUUAAUGCUAGUAAGUGCAUUUUUGUUUUAGAAACAUUUGCUAAAAAUGUAUAAUUUUGUGUGGGAUGAAAUGGGGGUUUGAGGGGGGGCAGCACGGUGUACUAGUUGUUAGCAUGUAUGUCUCAUAGUUCUGAGGCUCAGCGUAUUCCUCUCGGCUCCAGUUUUCCUGUUUGCCACUUGAUUGUAUUUCCUAUGCUUGGGUCCUCCGGCUUCCUCUAACAUUCCCAAAAUCCGAUUGAUCUUCAUUUAAUCGCCCAUCGUAGUGUGAAUGAGUGUCUCCACGUGCUCUACAAUUGGUUGGUAACCAGUCACGGGUGUACCCUAGCCCACCGGCCCAAAGCCAACUCAUAGACUUCAGCAUACCCAGAACCCUAUGGAGGACAAAUCAUAUCGAAAAUGGAUGAGUGGAAACAGAAAAGAGAGAGCUUUGUUUUCACUGUUCGUGUGAACCACAAGUGCAACUGCUGUGGAGAUUUUGUUGCCACUCGGCGAUAUCGAUACUGACUUUCCACCCAUAAAGACGCAUGAUGCGUAAAGCCGGGGAGCCAUUUUGGUUUGCACAACAGUUGCAAGACAGGACAGUGAAAAGUCGGCCAUUGAGUAGAACCACUUCACAUGCUUUAUUUCAGCACCCAGCAAAAAUAAUUAAAAACAUCUUGAUUUAUUAUACAUGUACAACACAAGUACACAAUCUCUCCUUUUCAACCAUGAAAGUGGGUCUGCUUCCGGAUCGUUGUUUUUUUUUUCUUCUUCUUCUUCUUGAGACAACAAAACAAUCAACAUAAACAACGGGGUGGGAGAUGUGUGCUAGUUUUUGUUUUAGUGAAGAUGAGACAGAUAAAGAACAACAACAGGCAAGAGAUGGAAAUUUAAAUGGUCAGUUUUGUUUUUAUCCACACCGACAUGCAUUUAUAAAAAAACAAUUGCACGGCAAGACAACAAGACAAUGAGUCAAUUAAGUAGCACCAAAGAAUUCCACGGGCAUACGAGUGGUCAGAAUUACAGUAUGACAGCGAAUGUCUCACUAUCACAACAAAAGGACCUCAUUGAGUUGGUUCUAUAGCACCUCGAUGUGUUUGCAUGCUCCCCAAUAAGCUUGUAGUGUAAAAUGUGCCCCUUUUCCUCUAAGAAAAAAAAACAUGGCGGUGACUUCUUAUUAUGAGGUAGCCAUCAAAGCAAUGAAGGUGCACUUUUUUGAAGUUCUGAUGGGACAAUUUUACAACAAGGAGACACGUCACACUUUUUACAAUUUAUUUAACACCAGGAAAAAAUGGUACAUAUCAUUUGUUGUUUUUUAAUGUCCUUCCGCAGUUGGGGCGAAAAACGGCAAAAGUCACCUGCGUUUCAUUGCGAUAAUAGGUGUUUUUUUUCUUUCUUAAACUCCAAGGGAGACAUUUUACACAAGCAAAUAUCAUGUUCUUGUUGCCGUUGGAAACAAACAAGAUUUGUUGUUGUUUUUUUUGUUUUUUUUUAAAGUGUCCUUGUGGAGUGGCAGUCCAGAAAUGUCUCACGAUUGGAAACAAAACAAAAAUGAUUGUCUUCAGCGGAGUGGUUUUAAGCGUGUGGACUGAUGGUGGCCGAAUGAGUUUUGAAUGCAUAGGAAAUAGGAUUUUUAGAGAUGACUGCUAGAAAAAAAACAACAAU